This is a messenger RNA of Phlebotomus papatasi, 1294 nucleotides long. RefSeq names its product multiple coagulation factor deficiency protein 2 homolog. Lineage: Eukaryota; Metazoa; Arthropoda; Insecta; Diptera; Psychodidae. Gene Ontology annotation, molecular function: calcium ion binding. The record is from RefSeq and is a predicted model, not a curated record. The transcript is spliced from 5 exons. The coding region runs from base 326 to 1015 and encodes 229 amino acids.
AGUACAAAACUUUUUCAGUUGCUGCGAUGAACAAGCUUUUCCAAGUCUCAGAAAAACUCGUGAAAAACCUUAAAAAUCCCCAAUUUUCUCAAUCACCCAAGUGUAUUUCAAUAGUGAAAAUCCCCUUGUUGUGAUUUCUGUGCAAUUUACCCCAAAUCGUCUGCAAUCUUCGAAGGAAUUUCAACUGGAAGCUGCCAUCGCCGGAAAGUGAGGUGAAAAAAUCGCCAAAAUCCAAGUUCCAACACGACAAGAACUUCCGCAGUUUCCAGCUACUUUCGCCGCUCCUUGGGGCUUUUUGGAUGUUUGACUGAUCAAGUGAAGUGACAUGAAGUCCCUGUCCAGCAUAGAACCAGUGAUUUUUCUGGUAUUAGUGCAUGUUGCACUGAGUCAGAGAGUAGCUCCCGGAGUCCCACCAGGUCAAUACCAACCCCCGCCACAGCAGGUGCCACAGUAUCAACAGCAAGUGCCUAAUCAGCCGCAGUACCAGCAGCAGCAACAUGCUCCACCACCGCCGCAACAGCAUCAGCAGCCUCCGCCACAGCAACAUCAUCAGCAGGUCCCUCAGCAGCAGCAGCAACAGCAUCAUCAGCAAGUUCCUCAGCAACAACAACAUCCGCCCCAUGGGCACCAUGGUCAGCCUCCGCAGGUCCUCAAUCCCGGCAAUAUCCAAGAAGAGAGAGACCACAUCAAGGAACAUUUAGAUGUUCCGAUUGAUACCAGCAAAAUGACUGAGCAGGAAUUGCAAUUCCAUUACUUCAAGAUGCACGAUUCGGACAAUAACAACAAACUGGACGGAUGCGAAUUGAUCAAAUCACUGAUUCACUGGCACGAGCAAGGAAGUAAAGAACAUCAUGAGGGUCAGCCUCAGAUUGAGGAGAAAUUGUUCUCGGAUGAAGAACUUGUAGCUCUCAUUGAUCCUAUACUCCAGAUGGAUGAUCUCAGUCGAGAUGGUUACAUUGACUAUCCUGAGUUCAUAAAGGCACAGCAGAAGGCAGCUAAACAGCAGAGACCUUAAAGAUUUUCAAAGGUCUCUUCACUGUCUUGGACAGAAAAAAGAAGAAGAAGAAGCGAGAUGGUGGACAAAAGUGUGACGGACCUUCAAAGAAAAAGAGACUGAAUCUCUGUUUCUCUCCACUUAAUUUUUCUUCCGUGAAAUUUUGCUCAGAAUCUCUCUUAUUUUAUGUUGUACAGAGGUUAUUUUUUUGUUUUUAAGUUCUUCCCUCGAAUACUUGAGAAAUUUUUUUUCUUUGUGACAUUCCCCUGAGAGAUUAUAAAGUUUUUUUUUCCAUUGUUA